This is a messenger RNA of Trichomycterus rosablanca, 977 nucleotides long. It is a transcript of the gene gskip, whose product is annotated as gsk3b interacting protein. The record is from RefSeq and is a predicted model, not a curated record. Gene Ontology annotation, cellular component: cytoplasm. The transcript has 3 exons. Bases 161 to 562 code for a protein of 133 amino acids. Gene Ontology annotation, molecular function: protein kinase A binding; kinase regulator activity. Gene Ontology annotation, biological process: regulation of canonical Wnt signaling pathway. Lineage: Eukaryota; Metazoa; Chordata; Actinopteri; Siluriformes; Trichomycteridae.
UGGCUGCGUCCCAAACCGCAUGUUACUAAAAGGUGUGUUAAAGAGAAAAGAAGCGGCUGGUGAUGUGCUCAUUUUAACACACUAUUCAAUAAAGAGGAAUAGGGUUUGAGACACAGCCUUUGUAGUAGCGAAAUAUUGCUAGCAAGCAGGUUGCACGGGAAUGGAAGUGGACUGUCAACCAGAGGACGUGUCCAAAUCCACCUAUGAAGAGCAGAGUGUUGAACAUGGAGGUGUUAAAGACAUGAGGCUGGAGGCCGAGGCUAUAAUCAGUGAUGUGCAUUUCGCAGUGAGAGACAUGUUUGUGUCCAAAACUCUCAGUAACAGACUGGAUGUGGCUUUUAUCAACGUGGAGACACGAGAAGGAAACAGAUACUGUUUAGAGCUCAGUGAAGCUGGGCUGAGGGUGGUGGGCUAUGUCUUCGAUCAGGUCGAGGAAGGAUUGAGCACCCAGUACCAUGAGACUGUUUAUUCGCUGCUGGACUCCCUGAGCCCUGGUUACAGAGAAGCAUUUGGAAAUGCACUGCUCCAGAGACUCGAAAGACUUGAUCAAAAUGGACAAUGAAGAAUUUGACCCUUAGGAAAGGGUUUGCUUUUUUGAAAGCAUCUCUGCUAGCUAAUGCUUAUGCUGUGAUUCUGUGUACCAGUCAGCUUUAGCCAAAGUAGCCUUUCUUAGAGAAUACUUUAUUAGCUGAUUUCAGUUAUGCUACAUUUUAGUUACAUUUUAGUCUCUGGUUACAUUUACAGGUUUUUUUUGUGUGAAUGAAUGUUUUUGUGUGUUUAAGGGAGAUUUGAUGUUGUAUGGGUAUUUCUGAAUGAUGAAAAAACAACUGAAUAUGUCAUUCCACAUUCCACCAAAUGGCCAGUCAGUAUUGAGACUAGAAACUAAUGAUGUUCUGUUUCACUGCUUCAGUGUUUUGAAAAAAAUGGCACAUGCAAAAGCUGUAAUCUAUUUGCAAUACACUUAAAACUUGAAAAUG